AUGUACCCUCCCCCAUGUCACUUUUGUUCUCUGAUUACCGAGGCUGCCAACACCCUGAGGGGGAGUCCUGAACGCAGGCCCAUAAAACCCCUAGAAUUCUAUUUCCCCAAACAAUGCGCAGGCGUCACAUUCUUGUCAUUCGCGCUUGCGUUCUGUCCUUGUCUAGGAGCGUUCGCAGUGAUGCCCGCGCAAAUAGUCCCUGACAGCAUCAGGCGACCAGCGUACGCAGAUGCAGCCGAUGGGCGGCCGUUGCCACCUGGGGAAGGGGCCUCUCCAGUGCUGUCCAAUGUUGACUCCGACCCCGAAGAGUGGGCUAUAGACCCUGAAGGGGAAGUGCAGACACCUGAGGCCCUGCUGAAGAUGAAGCGGGUUUGCAAGGUUGCAGCCACUGCGCUGAAGAUCGCCAUGGACGCUUCCAAACCGGGCGUCACUACCGAGGAGAUCGAUGCAGCAGUGCACCGCUACUUGGUGUCGCAGGGGGCAUAUCCAGCCGCCAUCAACUUCUUCGGCUUUCCUAAGGCAGUUUGCGCCUCGGUGAACGAAGUGGCCUGCCACGGCAUCCCAGAUCUGCGACCCCUGCAGGAGGGCGAUAUCGUCUCUUAUGAUUGCACCGCGUACCUCGGCGGCUUCUUUGGAGACUGCGCAGGGACAGUUGCACUGGUGCCCGUUGCUAAACACCACCAGGAACUUAUCGCUGCAGCAAAGGAAUGCCUAAACGUCGCCAUGCGCGCCGUAAAGCCCGGCGUGCCAAUAGCAACCGUCGGAGAAAUAAUCCAUUGCGGAGUUCUGCGGGCAUUUCAUUGGGCGGCGGCUGCACCUGCCUCCCCUUGUCCCUCACAACUUCCGUACGCCCCACCAUCGACCCCGUUCAUGCCUUAA
This is a messenger RNA of Cyclospora cayetanensis, 879 nucleotides long. RefSeq names its product methionine aminopeptidase. The transcript is spliced from 7 exons. The record is from RefSeq and is a predicted model, not a curated record. NCBI's taxonomy places the organism in Eukaryota, Apicomplexa, Conoidasida, Eucoccidiorida, Eimeriidae. The coding region runs from base 1 to 879 and encodes 292 amino acids.